This is a messenger RNA of Malassezia globosa CBS 7966, 1437 nucleotides long. RefSeq lists its product as uncharacterized. Gene Ontology annotation, biological process: ubiquitin-dependent endocytosis. Gene Ontology annotation, molecular function: protein-macromolecule adaptor activity; ubiquitin protein ligase binding. NCBI's taxonomy places the organism in Eukaryota, Fungi, Basidiomycota, Malasseziomycetes, Malasseziales, Malasseziaceae. Bases 1 to 1437 code for a protein of 478 amino acids. The transcript has a single exon. Gene Ontology annotation, cellular component: cytosol; plasma membrane; cytoplasm. The record is from RefSeq and is a predicted model, not a curated record.
AUGACGCCACCGCAAGUACGUGGCGUUGUGCGUCUGUCUUUAGCAAAGCCUACUCGUGUAAAAGAUAUCAAUAUUACAUUCACUGGAACCACUCGCACAGACUGGCCUGAAGGUUUAAAACAGCAUGGCAUGGAUGUUAUUGAACAGGUCGAGAUCACGCGACUGGGUACUAGUAUCUUCCGUACCAGCGAGGGAACGCCUGUCUCUUUGGGACAUUCGACAGAGGCACGUCAUGGAGAAGUGAGAAAUCAGUCUAGGCGAGGCUCGCAAACGCCAAUGUACAUGCGGCCAGAUGAUGUGUGGGAACGAUUUCGUGAACGGGAGAGGUCAUCUAUGCCAACUCGAGCACCACCCAAUACGCGACUAUCGAUGCGUGGUAUUAUUGACGGUUUAAGAUCGCCAAAAAUUUCUCCUACUCAAGAAGCUGCUCCGAUUCUAGAGCCUUUAAAUGCAGCAAACCAAGCAUCAUUUGUGCCAGCGGAAUGGUUUGAAUUGGGAAAAGGCGAAUAUGAAUAUCCGUUUAGUAUUUCGCUUCCAUUCGAUUUGCCUCCGACUUUGCAUGCUGAGUUUGGACAUGUUACAUAUGUGUUGAAAGCGACUGUGUUUCGUAGCGGCCCGCUGACAAGCAAUCUCUCCUCACAGCGCGAAGUUACGCUUGUCCAGAUUCCCCAUCAAGAGCCGUCCCCACUUACUGAUUCCAUUUUCGUUGAUCGAGUAUGUGAUGAUAUGCUUUCAUACUCAGUGGAAAUUGAAGGUAAUAGCUUUCCAGUCACAACCAAGAUCCCUGUUCAUUUAACAAUGAUUCCUAUUGGCAAAACCCGUGUGCAUCGAAUUUCUUUUACUCUUGAAGAAAAGACUGAAUAUUACGCGAAAGAAAGACGAAUAUCACGUUCAGAGAAGCCGCUCAAGUGGAAUCUCGUCAGGCUUCAGAAUGAGUCAGUCAACGAUCCUUUGCUACCUCUCACACACGAAGAUCCGCGCGCUCUUGAGACUUCGCCCCUGCUUCCGUACAUCGAAGCGGCUGCUCAACGUCGAAUAUUCGAAGAAGAAGAGACCCGUUUGGCACCACUGAACCCACUCGGUCCAUGGCAUCUCAAGCUUGAUCUACCUGUGACUAUGGGUCGCCAGAAGGUUAUUAAUAUUUCCUGCCAGCAUCCUAAAUCAAAUGUUGCAGUUCAUCAUAACCUCACCAUCACUAUACGUGUUGAAAAGAUCCAAGUAAAUGAAUUAGCACCAUUGAAGUCACGGAUCCUCGAUAUUGUUAUUAUUAUACCAAUCAAAAUAACUCACUCGAAAACCUCCUUCGAGUGGAUUAGCUUGCCGAGCUACGAGUCUUCUCAACAAGCCCCGUCCUUCGGAAUCUCGUCGCUGCAAGAUCCUAAUAUUCCGGAAUCACCACCCCCGCCGCCGCCCUUGCCCUUACCGCUGCCGCAAUGA